Molecule: messenger RNA, 594 nt
Organism: Schistosoma intercalatum
Lineage: Eukaryota; Metazoa; Platyhelminthes; Trematoda; Strigeidida; Schistosomatidae
Source: the annotation of a GenBank genome assembly
AUGCUGUUUGUUUUUGUAAAAGAUGAUUUAUUCCCCAUUAAUUCUCAGAAUAGUCCAAGUCCUACACGUUAUGAUAUAAAACGACUAGUUGUCGUACGUCCGAUUUCUUAUGGUUUCAAGAAUACUGGUCGAAUGAGACGAUGCUCAACAUUUACUAAUGAUGGUUUAUGGUUACUUCCCGGUGCCUAUAACGUUAAUGGAGUAGACGAAAAAUUAAAUCAAUGUCAUAGAACAUAUUCAUUUAAAAAUAUACCGAGAAAAUUUAAUGAUUUAUUGUUUGGUUUACAAGAUAAAAAUUUGUGUUUAGCUCCCGGUCAGUAUAACCCUUAUGGUGAAGAGCAGAUUAAAAAAACACAAUUGCCUUCAUAUCACAGUGUAUUUAAAUCAAAAUACCCCAGAUCUGUUUCAAGUCAAAAGCAAGAUAAUGUGCCUCCACCAGGUGCUUACAAUUUGUCAUUUAAUGAAACAUUUGGAAUAAUCUCUCCAUUUGUAUCACAGGUACCCAGAUUUAAACGUUCAAAAUCGGUAGGUAUUAGUUGUUUCAAGCAUGUAAUCAUUCUUGAUAUAUAUAAAUAUCAAUGUCAGAAGAACUAA